GCUUCAAAUCAUUAUUUGAUCAUAAUAGUUUUGUUGGUGUUCUGUUGUUAGGAUCGUCUUCGUGAUGACCAAACACUUUGGUGUCUGAACCUUCCGUCCUUCCUCUCACAAAUAAAUGAGACGUGUUGACUACGUACUGUGUUACUCACAGGGUCAAACUUCCCAAGUCCAUCUUCGUGAUCGGGAUUCAUAAUCGAGGUACAAAGCCCCAAAGGCAAUCAAACACCUGCAAAAAAAAGUCACGUUAUCACCGAAUAGCGACACAGCUUUCCGUGAUUUUAGCAGACAAAGCGGAUCUGUUCGAUAUUGGAAGAACCCCUUUCAGCACCAGAGGAGGUGUUGGUGUGACUCAUGCGUGCGUAGUAACGGAUAAAUAGGCGAUUCACGCUUUAAAACAGCAAAUCAAACGUACUUCAGCAAAAAAGGUCAUAGUGAAUGGAAUUUUUGCAGUCUAUUGAUAUUCAGACGUCGUUUUCCUUGGAGUGUUAUAAACGCCCUUAACGUUGCAUGGCUAUAAGGCUGUAAUUUGGUUGUUUUGAGAGAGUUUCUUGGACUCUGCUACCUGUGUACCUGCCUGGACGCAGAAAAAGUUAACCGCAACUUUUCAUCUUGGUGAAUUAAGACAGGUUUCGGAGAAAGUGACAGCACGUACUGGAGCCAGGACUUUUGUAUCUGAGGACUGAUGGCGUCGUCUGCACCUUCUUCCUCUGGCGGCGCUCCGGAUCCCAACUCGACUAAUUUACGACCGCCAUCCACAACGUAUGAUACGUGGUGUGGUGUUGCUCACGGAUGCACAAGAAAACUUGGAAUGAAGAUUUGUGGGUUUUUGCAGAGGAACAACAGUCUGGAGGAUAAGAGCCGUAUUGUGAGCUCACUGAAGGAACGCCAGUCUUCCAAGAAUCUCUUUAGUUGCGAGAACACUGACAAGGACUCGAGGUUUAGACGCGCUGAGACUGACUUUUCGAAUCUCUUCGCAAGAGAUUUGUUACCAGCCAAAAAUGGAGAAGAACCGACCAUGCAGUUUUUGUUGGAGGUGGUUGACAUUCUCUUGAACUAUGUCAGGAAGACCUUCGAGAGAUCCACAAAAGUCCUGGAUUUCCACCAUCCCCACCAGCUGUUAGAGGGAAUGGAGGGCUUCAACCUGGAGCUUUCUGAACAGCCCGAGUCCCUGGAGCAGAUUCUGGUGGACUGCAGAGACACACUGAAAUAUGGCGUAAGAACAGGUCAUCCUAGGUUUUUCAAUCAACUUUCCAGUGGACUGGAUAUAAUUGGGCUAGCUGGAGAAUGGCUUACCUCAACUGCCAACACUAAUAUGUUCACCUAUGAGAUUGCCCCUGUGUUUGUGCUCAUGGAGCAGCUGACCCUGAAGAAAAUGAGGGAAAUGAUUGGCUGGCCGGGUGGAGAAGGAGAUGGGAUAUUUUCACCGGGAGGCGCCAUUUCUAAUAUGUACAGCGUGAUGGCAGCUCGUUAUAAGUAUUUUCCCGAAGUCAAAACCAAAGGAAUGGCUGCAGUUCCCAAAUUAAUCCUCUUUACGUCGGAACAUAGUCAUUACUCAAUAAAGAAAGCUGGUGCUGCUCUUGGCUUUGGAACAGAAAACGUCAUUUUGCUCAAAUGCGAUGAAAGAGGAAGAGUUAUUCCGGCUGAUCUAGAAGCAAAGAUCAUUGAUGCCAAACAAAAGGGGCAUGUUCCCCUGUUCGUGAAUGCCACAGCUGGCACCACAGUGUAUGGAGCGUUUGAUCCUAUCCAUGAGAUUGCGGACAUUUGUGAAAAGUACAACCUGUGGCUGCAUGUAGAUGGUGCCUGGGGAGGAGGACUGUUAAUGUCCAGAAAGCACCGUCAUAAGUUAAGUGGCAUUGAAAGGGCCAACUCAGUGACCUGGAAUCCACACAAGAUGAUGGGGGUGUUGCUCCAGUGUUCUGCCAUCCUGGUCAGAGAAAAGGGUAUUCUCCAGGGCUGUAAUCAGAUGUGUGCUGGGUACCUCUUCCAGCAGGACAAACAAUAUGAUGUCACAUAUGACACGGGUGACAAAGCAAUACAGUGCGGCCGUCAUGUGGACAUCUUUAAAUUCUGGCUGAUGUGGAAAGCAAAGGGAACGGUAGGGUUUGAACAACAGAUUAACAAGUGCUUGGAGCUCUCAGAGUAUCUCUACACAAAAAUAAAGAACCGCGAAGGAUAUGAAAUGGUUUUCGAUGGAGAGCCUCAGCACACAAAUGUUUGCUUCUGGUACAUUCCUCCAAGCCUACGGGUCAUGCCAGACUGCGAGGAGAGACGAGAAAGGUUACACAAGGUGGCACCCAAAAUCAAAGCAAGGAUGAUGGAGUCAGGGACAACCAUGGUGGGUUACCAGCCGCAGGGAGACAAAGUCAAUUUCUUCCGAAUGGUUAUCUCCAAUCCUGCAGCUACAAAGUCGGACAUCGACUUUCUGAUCGAUGAGAUAGAGCGACUGGGGCAGGACUUGUAAGAGGACACAGUCUCUCCAGAAAAGUGUUCUGGCGGAGGCCUUGCUUUUUGUUAACCAGCUUUGACGUGGCCAGCUCUAAAAGGACUUAGAGUGAGGUUUCAUGAUCCUGUCGUAUGUAAAGCAAUUCCGUAGGAUGUGAAACUUGCCUGUAUGUCUUUUUAGGUACGGACGAACUGUAAUCGUAAUAUCCAGAAGUGUUUCUGUCAAUAUGUAUUCACGUUUGUUCCGUAACAGUGACUAUUCUGUAGAAGAAUUAACUGCUGUAUUUAAGAAUUCUUUAAGGUUUAAAACUAUCCGUCCUGUACUUGACUUGAGUAAUCUCCGGCAUGUGUGCAACACCGAGUGAGUGGUAAGAGGCCCUGAGCUGUUAAGUGCUGUGGACAGUGUCUGCUGUGAAUCAUCCCCAGAGGUGAGUUGUAAAUGACUCAUCAAAACUUCCUUAAAUGAGCAACAUUAUUUGUCAUUAACUGUUCUCUAAGAAAUAUGGGUGCUUUUGUUAUAAUUGUAAUUACACAACCAAAUGCACCACAUUAUAUUCUAGCUGUUUGUCCCCUUUGGUGUCAGCGAGGGGGUCACUGUAACACAGUCAUUGUAAGAGGUAAACUAUUGCUGUGUUUUUAGAGAUAAUUAAUUUUGUGUAGAUUGUGUACAUUAUUGUUAAAUGCCUUUGUGGAAAAAAAGAUAAAUGUAAUAGUUUUACAGUAAGAGACGUUUAAAUAAUGAUGAUAUAUAGCUAUAUGCUGAAAUCUUUGCUUAUUUAUAAUAAGAAAUGACCAGUGUUGAAAAGUUGUCUAGUAUUUUCUCCCAUUUGUAAUGUAUCUUUAUUUGUAUUAUAUGACAAUAUAUGAUCAAAAUGAGUUUUAAAUGAUGUUUAAGGUAUUUUAGUGUAUUUGUGAGCCAAAGAAAAUUAUAACUAGUGACAUUUGCAAAUAUAUAUAUUAUUCUUCUGCCCUUAAAAUAUAUAACAAAUAUGUGGAUUAUAUUAGUGUCUACUUAUUAAAUUAUUUUAAGAUAUUGUAACAAGAGAUGUGCUGAAAACACUUUUAACAUUAGUGCAAUCUGUAUUUUGUGUGGCUGUGAUAACCCAUUGUUUAUCACAAAGUAUGAAUGUUAUUUAAUCACCAAACAGUGGAGCUACAACUGAGACUAGACCAGAGAUCUGUUGCAGUUAGGAGGCUACCUGUGCAAAUAAACUUUACUUAGUAAGAAGCACAAACUGAAGGGAAGAAGGAUGACCUUUUCACCCAAAAGUGAAGAUUGUGUAUAUGUCUUUGAAAUUGAUUUUUAAGAAAAAAUGCUUUACUAUUUUAAAUACUUAAAUUUAUUAAAUGUGGAAGAUUCCAACCUGCUCAGACAGGAACUUAUAAUCAUACCAUGUACAAAGCACUACUGUCAUAUUUACAGUAAUAAUAAAAUAUAUUUAAAACUCUUUA
Messenger RNA from Lepisosteus oculatus (spotted gar), 3894 nucleotides. It is a transcript of the gene gad1a, whose product is annotated as glutamate decarboxylase 1a. The record is from RefSeq and is a predicted model, not a curated record. Gene Ontology annotation, biological process: GABA biosynthetic process. Gene Ontology annotation, cellular component: presynaptic active zone; cytoplasm. Gene Ontology annotation, molecular function: glutamate decarboxylase activity; pyridoxal phosphate binding. NCBI's taxonomy places the organism in Eukaryota, Metazoa, Chordata, Actinopteri, Semionotiformes, Lepisosteidae.